AUGGCGUUCCUUAAGAACUACGCAUUUUUUGUGCUUAUCUUGUUUCCUUGUUCUUUCCAUGUAGUUCAUGCACUGAAUUACGCUAUGUUUAAUUCUCCUGACGGCAAUUUCAUGUUACAUUGGACCUAUAUGAACAACAAGCUGGUCUUCAACAUGACUUGUAAAGUAACCGGCUAUUGUGCAGUAGGGUUUACAGAAACUGCUGACGGUCGAGGUAUGAUAGACUACGAUAUCGCUGCCGGCGGAGUCGCUAGUAACACGCCUUAUCUUGGGGUAAGUUUGUCUUGACUGUACUUUUGGCUGUAGUGAAGUAAAUCCUGGUUGCUAAUGAAAGAUUGCUUGGGUGAGAUUCGUUUGACAGUGACGUGCAUAGUGAAAGGCUUAGGCUAAGCUGUGCUAGUUCGCCUUCAGAAUAAUUACAUUUCUGAAACACGGAGUAGAAAGGAGCAAUUACAUACCUAGAAAGACAGUGUUGCAUCUUGGCUGUCGUGGCAAAAAAAAUGUACUUGUUAUAAAAUUUCCAGGUUAUGGCCAAGUUACCCACUAUCUUUUUACAGUAAAUGACGGCAUAGAGUGAUUUUAAUUUGAAUUAAAACUGCUCAGUAGGAAAAGCAUAGUAUCCAACAAAACCAAGAUUGACUGACUUAGGGGUAGCGCAACAUGAAACGUCUGCACGUCCGCCCUAUAAAUUAUUCCUGCAGACAUUUUGGACUUUCAGACUUCAGGACUUUCGCGUCUUAAAUCUUCUCAGCUAUUGCUUCAGUAUAGCUCAUGUUAGAAACACAAAUCAGUCGGGACACCAUGGUGCUUGUUUCGGAUUUUAAGGGUAUAGUUGAAGAACCUAGCGAUUCUGUUCUUUGCAUGGGCAAAGCGAUACAGUAAAAACCCGCAACGAAGAACCUACAUUUUUAGGAGUUAGCCUAAACAGGUUCUUACAUAAAUGGUAGUUAACAGAAUUUUAGGCUAUUUAGGUUCUUAAAAUGGGUUCUUAAUACUGGAGAAAAUACAAUGCAUAAUGGUGUGCUGAUCUACAUAUUGCUUAGUAUGCUUUGUAAGUCUACAUAUCUUGCACUCAUUUUUCUUUGAAAAACAUUUUUACAACAAUGGCAAUCUGCUUUUUUUCUUCAAAUAUUAUUCUUGCAAUGCAGCUGUGCAUGUAAUGUACUAGUAUGAUUUUAGAAAGUAAGAACCUGUUUUAAAUUUCUUAGGCUAAAUAAGUUCUUGUUUAUAGGGGGUAUAAAUGACCAAUUUUAGGCUAACAGGUUCUUAAUUUUUAGGUUCUUAGUUGCGGGUUUUUACUGUAUCUGUCUCAGGGCUUCAAGCGAAAUAUAAGGGCUCAAGCCGCUUAGUCCAUUAUUUCUGCCAAAACCUUUUUUAACUUGAUUUAGCGCUACAAAAGGAUUUUUUUAACUUACACGCACCUGAAUUAUCAGAAUUAUAAAAAAAAUUAGACCUUUCCGGUAUUCCUGUGGACAAAGGUGAUAAAAUAGUGUGAAGCCUCGACAACGCCUUAUAAUAUUGCUUAAUGGCGCGGACGAGGAAAGAAUCUUUAGGAUCUGUGUUGUUAUUCUUGCUGUAAAAGUUAGUAACGGAAAUAAUAUCUAUGAAAGGAAAAAGGGGAUCACAACUCAUUUGAGAGAGCGCGCUGAAAAAAAUUUUUCUGCACCUGGGCGCGCUCACUAUACAUAACAAUGGCGUGCGGCAUGAUAUGAAAUGCGCGCAAGUCAAUUUCCCCAGAGAAAUUUGCGUGAAAGUUCUUUAUGAGUAUCAUGUACGAGUAGCCAGGAGUAAACGGCUGUUAAAAGAAAGAAUGAAUUUUUUGCUUUACUCAAGACAGUUUCUGUAGACACGAAGUGUAUUCAGUAUAAUCACCAAUUUGUAUAUACAGUUUUGUAGUUUAAAGUUUCAUUCUUUUCUGGUUUUAGUUUGGUACGCUUGUUUCCGAUGCGACAAUAGCUUGUAAGCCUUUUUCAAACAACAAAAAAAAACAUAGUAAAAAAUAUUGUAUAUAAACUGAGAAAAUUUUAAAUUUGAGAGUGUUAAAGGAAAUUUUAAACAAAAGUUUAAAAGUUUGAAAAAAUUGAAAUAGAUUAACCAAAAAUCAAUGGGCGUAAAUUUAAAAACUAGCACAAAUUUCCCAGUACUUUCAUCAAUAAAAAAACAUGUCAGUCCUUUAUUUGUGUUCACAAAUCUCCGAUAAUGACAAAUAUCUUUAAAAUUUAAGGCCCGAUGGUUUGACGCACUUUAACAUAAUUAUUGUUCUUGAUAUUGCUCUAGUAAGAGCAGAUCAAAACAACUCUUUGGGAGUCACGCGACAUGAAAAUGCGUUAAGUCUUCAACUGAUCAGAACCUCUGAAUUCCAACGACAAAACGACCGACUCGACAAGUGACCGUUCUUCGUAGGUCACCGUCUUUAGAAGUAUUAUUUCUGGACCAUUAAGAAAGAACUCCAAAUAUGACGUUCUGGCUUUUUUAUACAUGUGAUCUAGGAAAUAAAAUGAUUCUUCAUACAGUCCUUCCUGGGGAGGGAGGUCGGAAUGAUCCCUAGUAGGCGGGCAUUCCAUGCCCUGGCUGAACAGGGUAUGGUUUUCAAGGGGUCUAGAGCCUUAAUCAGGGUAUCCAAUUUCCUUAUUUAGCAGCUUGACCAGGGUGUCGUUUUGGACUGGAGGCAAAGAGUGUGAAGGUUGGCGAUGAGCGUUCUGCGUGUGUAGUGCCAAUUCAUUUCAGUUCAGUUCAGUUUGUUCAGUUCUAAACAACUUAAGUUCAUGAUAGUAGUUUAAAACUAACAUACUUUUGUACUGAAACGACGAAGGAGAGGCAUCACUGCCCACACUAGUCUGUUUACUGAACUUGUUACUACAUAGAAAUUGCCUUGCUUAUGGCUUUGCAUAAGAGAACGUCAUUUAUCCGUUUACCGGAGUUUAUCUAUUCUGGAGAUCUUCUACGAAUUUAAAAAUCCUUCAGUCCUUAGCAAGAUCGCUAACCUUGAAAUCUUCCAAAAGAUUCACGUGUCAAUGGAUACUUUUCCGUGCAUAGUCAUAAUUAUAGAGACCUUGAAACCAAAGGAGGAAAGGGUGACGCAGCAGAGCAGUCCGGGUUAACAGAUUAGAAAUCAUUUGUGAAAUUAAGGAAGAAAGAGUUAUUAUUUUGGCUUUCCCAGGAUUUGAACCGACUCACCUGCGUGACCGGUCAGAUCAGAGGAGUCUCUAAGUUGGGGGAUUAGCCGAUUGCGCCACUGCGACCCAAGGUAGUUCGGGAGAAAAAAUAGCAAUGAAAUUUUGCACUAGUUUCUGGACAAGAUUGGGCGCGCAAGUUCGUGACUUUUCGGCUUGUUUCGGCUGUUUCACGAAAUGAGACCGGACUACUUCAUGAUAUCUUGAGAUCACUUCGAGUUUAGUCUUUAAUUUACUCGAGGAAUAAAUAGAGGAUAUUACAUGGCAGCGCAGAAAUAUGAAAUUUCUCUUCGAGUGUUGAAAAACAUUUCACGAGUGUGCGCCCCUUUCGAACUGUUUUAUGAUGAAUUUAAAGUUACAAAAUGCUGCACAAAGACGUUUUGUCUUUGUUGAGUGUUACGAAGAAAAAAUGCUUUCAAGCGUUGCAUGACUUUCUCGAACGUUCUCUACGUUUUUGGAUUAUUCAUACUGAAAUAAUUAAUUAGGACAUGUUCACAUUUCAGCAUGAGUCAGCAGAUUUGCAUCAGUUACUGAAAUCAUAAAAUAUGUCGAAAAGCUACUACUUUUCGCCUGUUUAGUAUUUUCUAGAACCUUAUGUCAAACGGUAUACAACUCAGCAAGCGAGUUCUUUUGAAGAACUAAGGUUUUUCCGGCGAGUUGGAGUGCUGUGUUUAGUCAAGUGCGACGAAGGUCGAUUUUCAAGUUCUGUGCAAGUUGGCGGAAGCCGUAAGAUAUCUGAAGUUCAAGUGAGAGUUUGUUAUUAUUGGCAGAGGCUGUUUGGUUUUACUUAUAAUAAGUUCAAGUCAAGUUUGUGUUGGCGGAUGCUGUGUUUAAAAGCUCUGUAAAGACCAUGUUCCUUUGGUAUUAAACUUCCUUAGGUUAAUCCGACAUCCCUUCUUGCAGAAAGUCAAUGAAUAAUUAUCGUCAAAACAUUCGAACUCGUAACAUUAAGUUUUAGCCAAUUCCGCGCUCAAGGUAAUUGUCUCCUUACCCAUGCCUUACAUAUCUUUAAUCAGUACAUGAGACUGCUAUGCUGUUUUUAAAGCCUGAUGAAAAAAAAAAUAGAGAAUUCUUUUCCACUGUUUGUUUUGUCAGACUUGUUAUUCACCACCAGUAACGUCAUAUUUGACUUAGGUCUGAACGUUUAGAGCCAAGUCAAAAUUAGAAGGAUUUGUAUGGAGUCAUCAGAGCAUAACUGGGCUAAUAUCUCAGAGAUAAGUCGCCCCGAAAUGCUAGUUUUUGGCAAGUGGGCCUCUUGGAUGUUGCUCUUUUCAGAAUAUCCAGACAAAUCCCAUAAUUAACACCUUACUCUUACCAUAUUUCAUUUCUUACUAUUCCUCCGCGUUUACAAUUAAUCAGUUCCACAUCCACGAGGCCGAAGUAUACGCUCCAUAGCGUCUUGUUUAAAUUACAGUCGAAGCUCUUGAGAGCAACCACCUUAUAGCCUUCCGGAGCAAAAAUCUUUGGUCACGUAUCAGACUCUACUGAGCUUGUACGUAUGUGUUUGGCUUGUCAACACUUUGACUUCAACAGCGCCGAUUGGAUCUCCGAUAAUCUGCAUGUGAUCUCCAGCUGAUAUUUGCGAACAAUGGGAAAGGAAUUUAUCUUUCGGUUCAGCAGACGUUCGUCGGGCAGGAACGCGUGACCAACCCCUAAGAACGUCUGCGUGGGAGGCUAACCACCUUAGAGAUUCGAAAAAGUGGUCGUAACUAGAGCUGAUCGCUUACGAGAACUUAAGCUCUCGUAAGCACCGCAUGGUAAAGCAAUAGAAGGUGGUCGCUUACGAGAACUUUAGAAACUCAUAUUAAUAAUUAAUAAAGAAAAAACAAUUGAAAAUAAAUUAAUGUAUAAUUGUGUCUUUAUAUCUGUUAUAAACACGGCCUAAACAUUAUACGUCCAACUUUUUGGACCAAAAUAACCAAAACUGACUGUAUGUCUAACCGACUCUAUAUGUGACAUCCAGGAUUACUGGAGCACCGGCACGUCACCACCACCAAGUGAUGCUGUUAACAACUUUGAGCUAGUCGAAGCCACGGAGAUGGGUGGAUAUACCAGCGUUAAAUUUGAAAGAAAUUUGACGACAGGAGAACCAAACAAAGAUGUUCAGUUUACGGUAAGGUUGUACAACAAAUAUUCAAGGAACGUGUGUGGGCGAACGCUAAUAAGCACCGAAGGUGCAGGGGUCUACGGGGAAAAUAGUGAAAAACCGUUUUCUGAGACUCGGUUUCACGGGCUUUGCAAGACACUAAGUUAUUAUAAGAAAUUUGAGACUCAUGGUUACAAGUAAAUAAUUACUAAUACCAUGCUAUAAAACAGAAAGUGCAGACUGUUCGGUGAUGCUCGGGGAUAGAAAGCCUCCCUUUUGUCAUGCUAGGUCAGUUGUACAUGUGUGUGCAGACGAACCUCCUCCGAGGGUGACUUAUUCCCACAGAAAUCUGGAAUCAUACUCUUACAAGCAAAUUCCCUCUAUCACCUUGAUAUAGGCUUUUUGCGCCCUCUGGCACGAAAAGAUGAUCAUCGUUGCAUGAUGGGGGAAGGCGAAUAGUUAAUAAUUAUUUAGUAUGGCGCUGCUAAGGUUCUGGCUCUGAGGUUAUUUAAGACGGCCGGCUUUUUUAUUUAACUGAAAAUUCAGAUUUAUCUACAUGGUUUCGAGACUAGGCGUCUUCAUCCCUCAGGUCUAAAAUGUGAAAUAGGUUGACGUUUUGCUGCUUGAGGACUGUACCACAAGUUUUACGGGUACAUGGGGACAAAGCACUUUAACCCAGGAUUCAAGUUAUUCAUCAGUUCCAUGCCUUUCAAUAGUUUACUUCGAGAACUUGUCCGUUAGUAGUUUUCACUCACAAUUAUUGCCGGCUUUUUACAUACUUCCUUUGUCUACCUUUGGAUUUACAGAUGAAUACUACAGUCUUUAUCGUCUGGGCUAUGCAUUCAAGUUCGGAUUCCAAUUCAGGGCUUACAGUAAGGCACACUAGCAGGGGGUGGUCAGGAAGAGAGUAUAACCUUAUCACUGAGGCCAUGACUGCAGCGAUGACACCUACCACCACUACUAUGUCAUCCACAUCUGUUGUUUCUACUCCUCAACCAGGUAGUGACGGGUGCCAGAAUAGUCUCAGAUUCUAAUUAAGUUAAUUACUUCCCGCGAUUAAUUUGUAAGGAAAAGCUAUGAAUGACCAAACGUAGAAGAUAAACAUCAUUCUUUCGAUAACUUUUCAUCAUUGACGUUGUGACGUGGGCAUACUGAUACUGAAAUUAAUUUUGUAUAUUUUAGCGCUUUCGAAGUAUUUUCAAUGAAUAUAAUUCUAGCCGAUUUUUUGAAAACCAACCUAACGACAUUUGCCUUCAUUUGGGUGAAAAGGCGUCAAAAGGCAGGUUUUUUGGGCCUGAUAAGCUGCACAAGGAAUCUGAAUCGCCCGACAUAAUGCUAGGCUGUUUUUAGCAUUCACUACGAACAACUAAUUCAACAUACGACUUUGAAAAACUAACAUAAUUAAAAAGCUGAGAACCUUGUUGAUACCACCAGUGCCAGCACAGAAUGUUAAAAAUAAUAAUAAUAAAGAAAUCUGAACAGUGGAUGCAUUUUCCUUCAAAGUAAUUUUUUUUUUUUUUUACAUCCCCUGAAAAAUAAGCCAUAUAUCGGCCUUCAGCUCGGGCAACGUAUGAGGGGAAUAAAUCACGGAUGAUCUGUUUCUUAACGAUCGUUGAAACUACGUGAGAGCCAAGAACAGGUUAUUAAAGUUGAUAUCGCGCAAGUCAACCAAUUAGUUAUUUUGAGCAUUUUGGUAAAAAAAACUGUUUCUAUUAUGUUUUUUAAUCCUUAUUUCUUUGUCAAGGCGGGUCAGUCAGUGACGGUGAUAAUUUCAUGCUGACUUGGAUGUACAGCAACAACAAGUUGAUGUUCACAAUGACAUGCAAAACCACUGGUUGGUGUGCAGUCGCCUUUACAACAGGGGAUGGUCGCGGCAUGAGAAAUUACGACAUUGCCUUAGGCGGGGUCGCUUCUGGCACCAACUAUCUUAGUGUAAGUGGGAUGGAUUUCAUUCAGUAUAAAAAACUAUCCUUUUUUUAUAGCAUCUCACUGACGCCAGAUGGCCUAUUGAAUAGCUUUCACAAAGUAAGGACUAAAAAAAUGCCUAUUACUACUCGGUGUUAUACGACAAUGAGAUCACCAUAGCGACGAUAAUAACUGUGAACAUACUCAUACGCCAACAAUGAUGUAGAUGUCGCACGUUUUGUGCCUGCGGCAGAAAUUGUACCGACAACUAAGUUAGUCCUCUGGAUCCGCCAUAGAAACGCGAUGUACAGAAUCUUUUUAAGAAAAAUCAGUACACCUUUUUAAGUUCCUGAAAAAAUUUUUUUUGACAAAACAAUUCGUAAAAACCCAGUUUUUAAGACACGAUCCCCGAAGAAGAAAAAUCUGAUUGGAUUAGGAAAGUGAACGAGAUAAUGAAAAUGGCGAAAAUAAAUGAAAAUACGGACACUGAGUCGAUCAUAGACAGUGUUCGAAUGUUCGCUGAGGGGAAAGACGUUAUGACCUCGAAAAUCGUGCGUAAAAGGCCAUUCAAGUACUUCAAUGAACCCAUCAGUUCUGGGGAUUUCGCACAGAGCACGAAAUUGUAAUUUAAGAUUAUAAUAACCUAAAAAGUGACGGUCUUUGCUAAGACGGUAAGUGACUUUUGUCUCUUUACCCGCAGGAUUACUGGAGCACCACAACGACAAAACCAUCAAAGAAUGAAAAUCAAAACUUUGUUCUUACAUCGGCGAAUGAGACUGGUGGAUAUACGACGGUGGUAUUUGAGAGAGAUCCAGAGACAGGCGACACUGCUAACGAUGUUCAGUUUAUGGUAAAUUCUUAACAUCCCUAAACACAGCUAUAAGUUCGGAUACAAACAUGAGCAGUCUUUACGGGCGGGGAGGAGGGUGGUGCGACAACCUAAUGUCUGGUGUCCGCGACAAAAUAGGUAUAUUUACACUAAGCUCGUGUAUCCUUAUACAAUAUAUAUCCUGUGGAUCCACAGAUGCGGGAAUUUAAACACGCAGGUCCCACAGCAAAGGGGCGUUUUGUGACGGCCCCAAGUGAGAAUAGGCACCCGAGUUUAACUUAGUCCUCGAUUGUAUGGAGAAAAGUCUUCCCUGGACAGAGAGUCACCUUUCCAAGAGCUGACAACAGCGCAAGUGCGUGUUCCGAUGGCGAUUGCCUCGCCUUGACUGGAAUGACUCGGCUUGACGAGCCAACUUGAUUAUAUGAAACAAAGUUGGCCCGACUAGGAGGGUGACCCUAACAUCGAAAUAUGUAGCCAUCUCUUUGAUCCUCGUUAACAUUUCGCCAAGUUAAUGUAGGAAAAUUUGGCUCACAUCAGGGUCUUAGGAACUUGCUGCUCUUUCAGAGGGUUGAAAACAACAUUAAAAUAGCAAAUUAAUGAAAUUCUUUACAUAUUUCUUUUUGUAGCCUGGUACUGAUGUCAAGAUUGCGUGGGCCAUGCACAGCUCUAUGGAUGGAAAUGUCGAUAUUUCUAAGCACACCGGCACAGGAGUUCUGCCAAACAGGUACACUCUGGUUCCAGAAACUGGAAGUACCUCCACCUCCACCUCCACCACCACAGGUGCAGCAAGUAUGUUAGAGUCACGUGUCAUGUUUUCUGCGAUCCUGACCGCCAUUGCUGUCUUUUUGGUGUCCUAA
Porites evermanni is the source of this 8850-nucleotide messenger RNA. NCBI's taxonomy places the organism in Eukaryota, Metazoa, Cnidaria, Anthozoa, Scleractinia, Poritidae. The record is from the annotation of a GenBank genome assembly.